AUGACGGCAUAGCAGAAAUUGGAACCAAGUAAAGAAUGAGGAGCUAGCCCUAACUAGAUUAGUCUUCCAACAUAGUGGGAAUUUCUAAAACUGAUCUCAGAACAACGUUAUCGAAGGAACAUCGAGCGAAAGUCACGAGGUUUACUUCUUGUUCAGGUUGGACAGAGACGCGCUGGCCUGUUAGCUAGCUAGCCUUUCUACUGUACCUGGCCAUUGACUUCAUUGCUGUUGUUGCCACGUGAGCAGGACAAUAUGAGUGGAGAGAGGGAAACGUUGAUGGAUGAAAUGGAACAGAGUUUAUACACUUUAACCAAGGACAAUUUACGCUGCCUGUGUGAACGCAGUGGAAUAAGUGGCAUGGAUGGCUCCGAUGUUCAAGGAAAGAAUCACCAUCACUCAUUGUGCUGUAAAAUCCUGGAGGAACUUUGGGAAAAUGUAGAUUCAAUGGAAUCGGAGGAGCAGGGAAUGUCUUGGUUACUCCAACUGAAAGAGGACAUCAGAAAGAUACAGGAGAAUGGUAGUGGUGCACCUUUGAGUCCCAGCCAAUCCAUUGAUGAUGAUGCUGUAGACUGUGAUGCAGAUGAGAACCAGAAGGACAUGGAUUGGUUACCUAGCACAAGGCUGGAGGCGGAGCGCAUGAGUCCCAGCCAGUCCUUUGAGGACAAUGCUGCAGACUGCGAUGAAGAAUGGAAUGAGGAGGACAGGGAUUUGUUGCCUAGCAAAGGCCUGGAGGUGGAGCCAGCUCCAGAGAGACACACACCAGAGCAGAGGGAGAAGAGAGUGAGUGGGGCCCCCUCUCUGUCCUCUCCUGGUAAUGCCUUACUGCUGGGUCUGAAGAGGGUGUCUGUGUGGCUGGUCGACUGCAGGAAAACACCAGGGUUGAGAGGAACUGCUGGAGGAGGAGACGAGGAGGAGGAAGGAGACGUGAUUCAUCAAAGAAAAAGACGUGGCUAUUGUGGAUCCUCUGGGAAGCCUCAACAACAACAUCAUCAUGAUGCUGAUGACCCAGACUGGAGUCUCUCUGAAUCAAAACACGUCAACAAACAACCGCAGAGACGUACAGGGAAGAAAUCUCACUACUGCUGCACUCAGUGUGGGAAGAGUUUAGCUGGUUCAGCGCAACUUAAAAUGCACCAGAGAAUCCAUACAGGAGAGAAACCUUACAGCUGCUCACAGUGUGGAAAAAGUUUCAGUCUAAAAGGUAAUCUUAAAAUGCACCAGAAAACACAUACAGGGGAAAAAAUUCACCAUUGCUCUGACUGCGGGAAAAGUUUUGCACAAAACUCCACUUUAAAAGCACACAAGCAAACACACAAGCCUGCCGCAGAAAGGCUUUACCAAUGCUCCUUCUGCGAGAAGACGUUUUGUAUUUUGGCAACCUUUAAUUUCCAUAUGAAAAUGCACACCAAAGAGAAACCGUUCCAAUGUUCUGACUGCGGAAUGCGGUUCAUUCAUUUCAGUUUACUGAAAGCACAUGAACAUAAACACAAGCCCUCCGCCGAAAGGCCCUUCCGCUGCUCUGAAUGCGGGGCGUGUUUUACUACAAAAGGUAAUUUUAAAUUUCACCAGCUGACGCACAACCGGGGAAAGAGACCUUACCGCUGCUCUGAGUGUGGGAACUGUUUCUCUCAUCCGGUGUAUCUGAAGAAUCACCAGAAAAGGCACAGUAAAGAGAAGUCUGUUGUCUGCGACCUGUGUGGAAAGACCUUCAACCAUCCUGAUGACUUCAGAAUUCACAUGAAGAUACACCGAGGAGUGAAACUGCACAACUGCUCCGACUGCGGCAGCAGCUUCAUAUUCCGCCGCCGUUUAAUAACACACCAACGUGUGCAUACUGGAGAGAUGCCUUAUGUCUGCAAUCACUGUGGGAGGAGGUUUUCGCUGUCUCGUACUCUGGUGAAUCACCAGCGAACGCACACGGGGGAAAAACCUUACCACUGUUCUUUCUGCGGGAAGAGCUUCAGUCGGUCACAAAACCUAGCUGCACACAAGAGAACUCAUACUGGAGAGAAGCCUCAUGCUUGUGAUCAAUGUGGGAAGAAGUUUUCCCGAACCGACGCGCUGGCUGUACACAAACGCACCCACACCGGAGGCAGGGUAGCCUAGUGGUUAGAGCGUUGGGCUAGUAACCGAAAAGUUGCAAGUUCAAAUCCCCGAGCUGACAAGGUACAAAUCUGUCGUUCUGCCCCUGAACAAGGCAGUUAACCCACUGUUCCUAGGCCGUCAUUGAAAAUAAGAGUUUGUUCUUAACUGACUUGCCUAGUUAAAUAAAAAAUGUUAAAUGUAAGUCGCUCUGGAUAAGAGCGUCUGCUAAAUGACUUAAAUGUAAAUGUAAAUGUAAAUGUAAAUGAGAAGCCUUACAGCUGUGAUAUAUGCAGGGAGAGGUUCACCUAUUUAGUAGCCAUGUUGAAACAUAAGAAAGGACAUGGUCAUCUUGCAGGUGAUGUACUCUGUGCUGAACAGCCUUAGAAUGAUCGAAGCUCUAUGAAUAGACUUUAUUGUCCAUUGUUUAACUUUUAGACUAAAGGGAUUUGUCUUUUUGCUUACAAUCUACCCAUCUAGAGAGGGAGAGAGAGAGAGACACAAGCACACACGGUGGCAGGUAGCCUAGCGGUUAGAGCUUAGGGCCUGUAACCGAAAAGUCACUUGUUCUAAUCCUCGAGCCGACAAGGCAAAAAAUCUGUUGCUGUGCCAUUGAGCAAGGCACCUAACCCUAAUUGCUCCUGGGUCGCCGCUGAUCAUGGCUGACCCUGGCCGCGACUCCACUCUCCGAUGGCGUCUCAGGGGAAGUUGUGAUAUGCAAAAAACAAAUGACCAAUUCACACGUGUAUAUAAGACACACUUGUACAUGUGAAAUAAGGACAAUAUAAACACCAAAUUAUUAUUAUUAUUAUUAUUAUUAUUGUUGCAGACACACACACAUGGGUUGGGAGCAGAGCUUUGUAUGAGAGUGGUUACUUAGGGUUACGUUUUCUCAGCCCCGUCCCACAGCUGCCAGUGGACUGAAACACAAAGCCAGGAUUGUGGCUUUAAACUGCCUGAAAUUACAGGGUUGUGUACAUACAUUCAGUAUCUGACAGGGAGACCUAACCUCUGCUCUUCUAGUACUGGGGUGGAGUUUCCCAUAGCUACAGAUCUAUAUAGGAUCAGCUUCUUCUCCACAAAUCCAAGCCUUAAAGCCCCUGUCAGUCUUUGUAAUUUUACACUAUGAGGUCGAAAUAACACUCUGAAAUUGUGAAAAUUAUGAUAAUGCCCAUUUUGUGUGAGUGCAUUUUAUUUAUUUAUCAAAAUGCGUUUUUGGGCAGAAAUGCCUUCUGGAACAUGUGAACUUUCAUGUGCCUUAAUAGCAAACUUGUAUUCCAUCCAUAAAUAUGAAUAAAAUUGUUAAAUUACUAGCCUAGUUGGUUUAACCACGGAAAAAGUCAGGAACCUUCCCGCUAGCCAUGAUUGUCUGAGAUAAUGGAUGGGCUGGACAUGCUGGGAGAUGAGUGUGGAUUGGUCUGCCAUGUAGCAUGCUUCUGUCUAUAACGUGAGAUGUUCAGUAUGUGUUGAUAGUCCUUUCUACCGUGCCGUUUUUGAAAGAUAUAACGUUAGCCAUCGAGGACUACAAAAGUUUUGCUACUUUUCUCAACAACAUUAAUGCCCUGAAUUUAGCAGGCGCUAUCGACAAAUCAGUUGGAAAAAGUGAUGGGCUACUUUCUGCACACGCCACGGUCAGUGUGAACCAGUGACUUGACACAACGCUGGCCAAACAAGAUGUAGUUACAAAUAAAAGGGAGUUAAUGGUUCCAGUCUGCCGUGAAGCGUUCAUCUAUAUAUACGGGUAAGAGUCUAGCUCCAUUUUCAGAUACAAGUUUCUAAUUUUGUCAGAAAGUCGCUUUAUUGCCAGUUAAAGGUUAGUUAGCUAGCGAACGAUAGCUUGCUGGCUCUCUAGCUAACGUUCCGUGUAUGAUCUGUGUCGUAACAUUAUUCGAAUCAGAAAACCAUUUGCAUUGCUAGGUAUAGCCUAAUGUUAGCUAGCUAACAUUGAACCUAGUUUGUGAGCUUUAGCUACCUGCCGAUUCAUACCACAGCUAGAUACAUGUCUGAACAAAAGACUCCACUUCAACCGGAUUAUUUAACGACACGUCAAAUUAGCCAGGUGUGUCUGGGGGAGAUUAUGGCCAUCUAUUGUAUUUCAUGAACAUGUGUACAUUUGGGGCGGCAGCGUAGCCUAGUGGUUAGAGCGUUGGACUAGUAACGGAAGGUUGCAAGUUCAAAUCCCCGAGCUGACAAGGUACAAAUCUGUCGUUCUGCCCCUGAACAGGCAGUUAACCCACUGUUCCUAGGCCGUCAUUGAAAAUAAGAAUUUGUUCUUAACUGACUUGCCUAGUUAAAUAAAGGUAAAAAAUAAAAAUAAAAAAAUGUCUAGACAAUAGGGACCCAUCCACUUAGCUAGAUGUGGCUGGGGGAGUGGUUUAGCAUUUCUUUCACAUGACCCAUCAAUUCAGAUAAAUGUGUCGGGUAAGCGUCAUCUAACAAUUACAAAAUAUGUAAAAAAAUAUAUAUAUAUAUCUGGACACUUCCUGUUUUUGAUAUUGCUACUAUGCAAGUAACCAUUUCACUGUACCGUUUACACCUUCUGUAUGCUGUGCAUGUGACAAAUAAACUUUAAUUUGAUAUAGCGUGUGUUUAGGACAUGGCCCACUCAUCCUUUAUUAAGAGCACACAGUGCCACCUACAGAACAGAAACAGAUUAACUGACAAAAGCAUUUCCAACGAACUCCCCUCGGUUGAGUUAUAUACAGUUAUUUAAAAAAUAUGCAUAUAUAUUAAAACAUCUUGCAUAUCUUAAUUUAUUUCCACAAUUAACAAAUAAUAUGCAUAAUAAAGUUGGCAGUUCAUACGAAGGAUUGUUACCUAUAAUCUUUAGUGUAAGGGAACCAAUGUUAUUUUGUCUUAACUACGUCUGUUGAUUUGUAAUUGUGUGUUAUGCUAAUCUGAUGGUAGUGCAAGUGAUGUGCAAUGUGAUGGUUGAUGCUGCCUCUCUCAUUGCUACAGUAAUAUUGGUUUACACCUCAAAUGUUGCAUUGAUAUCGACUGUUUGCAGAUAUGACCUGUAUUUACUGUUUGUCUGAUGUUCUCAUUCAUUAACAAAGAACUCCAGUUCGUUUCAGAAUGGGUGGCGAGGAAUAAGUUAGUCCUAAAUAUUUCAAAAACUAAAAGCAAUGUAUUUUGGACAAAUCAUUCACUAUACCCUAAACCUCAACUAAGUCUUGUAAUAAAUAAAUGUGGAAAUUGAGCAAGUU
Molecule: messenger RNA, 5288 nt
Organism: Salvelinus fontinalis (brook trout)
Lineage: Eukaryota; Metazoa; Chordata; Actinopteri; Salmoniformes; Salmonidae
Product: zinc finger protein 883-like
Exons: 3
Coding region: 253-2106 (617 amino acids)
Biological process (GO): regulation of transcription by RNA polymerase II
Molecular function (GO): RNA polymerase II cis-regulatory region sequence-specific DNA binding; DNA-binding transcription factor activity
Source: RefSeq, a predicted model, not a curated record